CAGGAACAACACUGCUGUUAAGAGCUGUGCGUGAGAAAACCCCUCAGAAGGUUAUCCACAUCAGAGGCUGAUCGGACUUCUGCCCUUGCUAGCUUGUCUUUGUGGCUUCCUCCUGUGCCCUUCACAGUGAGAAAAGCUGUGUAAAUUUGUUCUUGUCCUGAGGCAACAUUCACCUGAGUAUGCCUCUCUUCUCCUGAUCCAAGAUCUUCGAAUAAGAAGUCUUCAUUAGGACUUGGAGGUUGGAGAAGGUUUUCACUGCAGAAAUCUCUCAUUGUUCAAUCAAAGUGGCCGGAAGUCAAAAAAGCUUAGUUAAAGUUGAAAAAUAAUCCUUAUUUCUAUGGAGUUUUGACUACACCAUGUAUCUUCACAGAUACUGAGCACUCCAAAUCUGGUUGGCAAAUGAUGUAACUUCCAAUGCUGUCUGAUCAGAAAGCUUCUGAACAAUGAGCCUGUAAACACAUGGAAACAGAGUGAAAAGAUUUUUGCAGUCUCACAUGUGGGCAUUGCCAAAUGCUGGGGCUAAGUGAAAAUAACUGGCAGCUGCAUGCAGAGCUGCUUCCUCAUCAUAAUCAUAUGGACAGAGUUCCCGGAGGAGGGUAGAAUACAGCUUGUCAGGGUUUGAGAUGACCUUGCUGGUUUCCACUUGGGAAAGUGGAUCUGGUCGGCCUUCUCUGCCCCUCUUCUACUUUGUUCCCACUUGCCUCAGAGGGUUAAGCUGAGGGGACCAGAGAAUUUUGUGUCAUGACUUGCUGCACUCGUGGUGUGACUGUAGGAGGUCAAGGAGAUAAGACUGCCUGCAAAGCUCCUUCUGCAAUGCCUGUGCACUGCUCUCCUUUCUCUGUGUGCCUCUGCACUUGGCUCUUGCAAGCACUAAAUAGCUGUUCAGACUGAUGAACAACCAGAAGAGCAAUCUGUGGGCAAAGACUGGUAACUAAACUCCUGCCCUGGGGCUUCUGCUCAUACAAGAUUGGAACUGGAGGAAUAAUAGCAGAGACUCCAGGCUCUUGUGUGUCUCCCACCCCCCAACUUAUGCAUUGUCUUUGAAACACUGGAAAGGGAUUUGUGGGGCCUUGUCUGAAACAUGAUUUCCCUCCUGUCCAUUACCCAGCGUUAGAAGAGUGAUGGGAGUGAUUUGCCUUGGUUCUUUAAAUCUGUGGCAGGAGGCAUCAGGGAGAAGUAUAUAACUGCAUGUUCUGCAAUGGCACAAAGCUGAGAGAAAAGCUGCAAGGGCUCAGAGUAUUUUCUGAAAAAGUUCUGCAGGGCAGAGGAGUUGAACAGUUGAUCACAUGCAGGAGCACGGGAUAGAUGGAGUACAGCUGACUCAACAGCUACAGGGGAUUUGGGUUUUGCAAUGGAACAGGUAUGGUUGCUGCUCCUGCUGAUGAUUGAAGUGCUCCCAGUGACUGCUCAGUUCAAUGGAUACAACUGUGAUGCUAACCUCCAUAGCAGGUUUCCUGCUGAGCGAGAUAUCAAUGUUUUCUGUGGAGUACAGACGAUUACUAUGAAGAUAAAUUUUUGCACAGUUCUUUUUUCUGGUUAUUCUGAGACAGAUCUGGCACUGAAUGGGAAACAUGGGGAUGCCCACUGCAGGGGCUUCAUCAAUAACAACACCUUUCCAGCAGUGGUCAUUUUCAUCAUCAAUCUGAGUACUUUGGAAUCUUGUGGAAACACCUUAGUGGUAUCCUCAGCUCGAGGUAUCAAUGCUUAUGGAAAUACCUCAGUGGUACAGAUAGGUAAUGUUUCAGGCUAUAUUGACACACCAGACCCACCAACGAUUAUCAGCUAUUUGCCUGGGCUUCUGUACAAAUUUAGCUGUAGCUACCCACUGGAGUACUUGGUUAACAACACCCAGCUCGCUUCGUCAUCAGCUGCUAUUUCUGUGAGAGAGAACAAUGGUACAUUUAUCAGCACUUUGAAUUUGUUGCUUUACAAUGAUUCAACCUACAGCCAGCAACUCCUUAUUCCAAGCACAGGUUUACCUUUGAAAACCAAAAUAUAUGCAGCUGUAAGAGCAACCAACCUUGAUGGCAGGUGGAAUGUUUUGAUGGACUACUGUUACACCACACCAUCUGGCAAUCCUAGUGAUGAUCUUCGGUAUGAUCUUUUCUUCAGCUGUGACAAGGACCCGCAGACAACCAUAAUUGAGAACGGCAAGAGUCAAAUGGGCCGGUUUUCCUUCGAGGUGUUUCGCUUUGUGAAGCACAAGAACCAGAAGAUGUCCACUGUCUUCCUCCACUGUGUGACGAAGCUGUGCAGAGCAGAUGACUGUCCCUUUCUUGUGCCAAUCUGCAGCAACAGAGAAAGAAGAGACACUGGUGGACGGACGACUUGGCGCCCUCAGAGCACAUCGGGCAAUGCUGUCAUCUCUGCUGGCCCCAUCAUUACAAGGAGUGAUGAGACACCAACCAACAAUUCACAGCUUGCUCACCCAAAUGGACCUCCUUUCCAGAUGAACACGGUCACCAGUGCGCUGAUUUCAGGCAUUGUCGUCCUGGGAAUUUCAAGCAUUUUCUUUUUUGUAUGUUCUCUAACCCUUCUGCACAGAAACUGGCCCAGCAGUUCGGUCCUGAGCGGCAUCCGAAACCCAGUUUUCAACUGAAAGUGAUGAUUUGUUUGCACUUUUUGUUUGGGGUUGCCUUUCUUGUCUGUGAAGUAUGAUUCCAUUAAAAAGUAAAAUUAAGGCAACACUCCAGUGAUAUCCAGCUUCUGUUCCAGCUAUUCUGUAUUUGUAGAUUUGAUAGAUGAUGUUGUGUAGGUGAGCAGCAGUGAUGUUGGUAACAAGCCUAGAAAAUGUUGAGAAUCUCAAUUGUGUUUGCGAUCAGACUGCAUGACAUUUGCCCAUGAAUGUGCUGACAAUAGAGCUCACAUCUUCAUCUGCUCAGUAAGGUCUAAAAGCUGGAGAGGCUGCAGAUGAGAACCUUUCCAAGUAUGCAACUUUAAUACAAAGGCUGACAUAUUCAGGAAAGUUCAUAAGUUCAUGAACACCUAGUAAGAUAAGGAUAACUUCUUUUUUGGUAUUACAUUUUUCACAAAUACAAGUGUGUCUCAGGAGGAAUUUGUUUUCAGCUGUCUUUGCUAAAAAUGACCUAAGAGAGGCUUGGAACAAGUGACUUUUACUUAUUUGUAAUUUCAAAGUAUUUUCUUAAAUAUAUCUUUCAUUGGCUUGUGGAGGUAUCAUGUAUCAAGUAUCACCCAAACUUUCCUCACAGAAAAUGAAUUUUGGUACACAGUUUGGCAACUGAGUAAAACUCCCAGUAAUAUACUAAUUGUUAAGGGCAAGUUUUGCCCUGUGAGUUUUCCAGCUCUCAGAUAAAGCUUUCAUUUCCACAUGAACAGUCAUCAACCAGUGCUUAUUUCUUUAGCAGAUCUUCUGCAUGAGUUAGACUUGUUCACUGCAUGGAUGAGGGGAAGAAGGCAACUAGAAGGAUAACAGGCUACAGGCAGUACUGCACUGUUGCCUCUAGUUAUUCUGAUGAACAUCUGACUUAUCUGAAGUGAGUGUGAGGGGCAGGUGCCCUCAAACAGGAGCACAAGGCAGUGGCUUAGCUGUGUAGACAAAAAUGCUGGUACUAGAGAGGCCACCAUGGGCACAACAUAUUAAGCUGGACCGGAUAGACAGUUGGGAUUUUGGUCACACAUACAGCAGUUAAAUUCCAUUUUUCGUGUACUGUACAUAUUGGCCUAGAAACACCUCAUUGAUAUUUAUCAUCAUCCUGUGUUAACUGUGUCUGUGUCAGAACUGGCUAAUGAUCAGGGCUUUUUGGCUCUCAAGGCUAAAGACAAAUACAGUCUUGUUCUCAGUUUUCUCUGACCCUGCAAAUGCUGUAUAAAGGCCUGUUGUUUGCAAAUUCCACUGUGCUGUAGGGCGGUAUCCCUAACAACCAAUACUGUGCCUG
Molecule: messenger RNA, 3896 nt
Organism: Zonotrichia leucophrys gambelii
Lineage: Eukaryota; Metazoa; Chordata; Aves; Passeriformes; Passerellidae
Gene: ZPLD1
Product: zona pellucida like domain containing 1
Exons: 14
Coding region: 1352-2599 (415 amino acids)
Cellular component (GO): cell surface
Source: RefSeq, a predicted model, not a curated record